Molecule: messenger RNA, 1222 nt
Organism: Chlorella variabilis
Lineage: Eukaryota; Viridiplantae; Chlorophyta; Trebouxiophyceae; Chlorellales; Chlorellaceae
Exons: 10
Coding region: 212-1078 (288 amino acids)
Biological process (GO): regulation of meiotic cell cycle; signal transduction; regulation of G2/M transition of mitotic cell cycle
Cellular component (GO): nucleus; cyclin-dependent protein kinase holoenzyme complex; cytoplasm
Molecular function (GO): ATP binding; cyclin binding; cyclin-dependent protein serine/threonine kinase activity
Source: RefSeq, a predicted model, not a curated record
GCCUGCUGCCUUGCCGGCCUGCUCUUCGGUACUAGAGGAUUGACGCGAUCACUCAAGCCGAUUGCGCUUCGCCAGCGAGCACAGGGCCUGUCUGCUUCGUCCUCAAUCUCCCACAGCCCUUGAACGAGCUUGCGCUGGAGGGAGCCUUUGCGCUUCCCCGUCCCAUUCCACUCACUGCACGCCCACAAGACCAAACAGCUGUUUCAGCUCCAUGGAGCGCUAUCAAACGUUAGGUCGCAUCGGCGAGGGUACAUACGGCGUGGUGUUCAAGGCAAAAGACAAGGUUUCGCAGCGGGUGCUGGCCUUGAAGCAAAUCAGGUUGGAACAGGAGGAAGAGGGCGUGCCCUCAACCGCAAUUCGGGAAAUUUCGCUGCUGAAAGAGCUGAACCACGAGAACAUCGUGUGCCUGGAGGAUGUUGUGCAUGAGGACCGCAAGCUGUACCUGGUAUUUGAGUUCCUGGACGUGGACCUCAAGAAGCACAUGGACUCCAAUCCGCAGGUGUACCUGGACCAGACAGUGGUGAAGCACUUUCUGUACCAGAUGCUGCAAGGAAUAGCGUACUGCCACUCGCACCGCAUACUACACCGCGAUAUGAAGCCACAAAACCUUCUGAUCGACCGCAUUACCAACACCAUGAAGCUGGCGGACUUUGGGCUGGCACGUGCGUUUGGCAUCCCUGUCAGGCAGUAUACACACGAGGUCAUCACGCUGUGGUAUCGCGCGCCAGAAAUUCUGUUGGGCAUUAAGCACUAUUCGACCCCCGUGGACCUGUGGAGCAUAGGCUGCAUUUUUGCAGAAAUGGUCAACCAAAAGCCGCUGUUUCCUGGCGACUCGGAAAUUGACGAGCUGUACAAAAUUUUUCAGGUGCUUGGCACCCCGUCGGAGGCCAACUGGCCAGGCGUGUCGCAGCUUCCUGACUACAAGGACUGCUUCCCUCAGUGGCGACCGCGCGACUUGCAGUCAGUGGUGCCCACUCUAGAUCCACUUGGCAUUGACCUGCUGGCUCGGCUACUGCGGUACAAUCCCUCCGAGCGCAUCACAGCACGUGCAGCGCUUGAGCACCCCUGGUUCUCCUGAACAACUGUUUGCCUCCAAAAUCUCGAUCACCCCGAGUGUCUCUCCAUGUUUCUCUCCCCAAGUUCUCUUCGCCUUGAUGAGCUCCGGCCAGUUGUGUGUCCGCAACGAACUGAUGGCUGGCAUUUGUGUCAAUGAUUCGACGGC